UGGGAACAGUGCAAUGUUUUUAUUUACAAAUUCAACUAAUUCAUUCAUCAGAUGAGAGUUUUUCUCUGAAAAAUGCAUUUUAUGAGCAUAUUUUGUGCAUAUCUGUGUAUUCUCUUCUGUAAGGGUAUCCAUGGCUACCUCAAUGUGUACAUGAAUGUCCAGGAAGGGCAGAAAUUACUCGGCCUUUCAGCUGAACUCUAUUACAUUCGUGCAGGUGUCGUGAACACCAAUGCUCUGGAUUAUGUGAUUGACAUCCCUAGUCGUGUGAAUAGCAUUGCAAUUAAUUGGCAGAGUCUCAUAGGACGUCCGAUUUCCUACGGGAUCAGUGUUUCAAAUGCCCUUCCUUCGGCAAUAUCUGUAAAUCUCAACAUAACCAAGAGUGGCUACAUCCCAACCGAUGUGGAAGCUUUCCAGCUACAGCUGCUCUGUCGGGAGGGAAUAAGUGUUGAAGCUGAUGUGAAUAUCACCAUACAGGUUACACUGAACAGAGCUCUGAACAAUGUUACGGAAUUCACGUUGAAACGAAGGAAAGUUUGCUACGCCCCCGUGGAGAAGGAAGAGGAUCUCUUUGUGAGCAACUCUGUCGUUCCGGAGAGGAGUGAACAUGGCAUUUUAGCCAUCUGCGUGGGUUCCGUGCUAUCUCUCAUGAUUGCCACAACCCUUCUGUGCAUUGCUCUGUGCUUCCGGAACUCCCUGGCGUACCAGAAGUCAACAUUUAGGAAGAUUGAAGUGAUGCAGGAGAUGCCAAAAGCACCAAAAGUCAUUCCAGCAGCUGCCAAAAAUCCUCCCACUUCAGAACCCCAAGAGCUCCAUCGGAGGAUUUCUGAGUUGACGGUACAGCGAUGCAGGGUGCGCCUAUCGAGUCUCCUACAGGAGGGAACGUAUGGGAAAGUCUACCGGGGCACGUACAAUGAUACAGAUGAGGUUCUGGUGAAGACUGUGGGACAGCAUGCAAGUCAAGUGCAGGUAUCGCUUCUCCUUCAGGAGGGCAUGAGCUUGUACGGAGCAUCCCAUGCGGGAAUUCUCUCCGUUCUCGGGGUAUCCAUUGAGGAUCACACAGCACCCUUCCUGCUCUAUCCAGCACCUGACAACACGCGCAAUUUGAAACUCUUCCUGCAAACACCCCUCGCAAGGACUCUCACAACAAUUCAGAUUGUUCGGAUGUCCACGCAAAUUGCCCUGGCGCUCUCUCAUCUUCACAGCCACGGUGUCAUCCACAAAGACGUAGCUACGAGGAAUUGUGUGAUCAAUGAUGAACUGAGGAUCAAACUAGCGGACAAUUCGCUCUCGCGGGAUCUCUUUCCAGCGGACUACCACUGCCUGGGCGAUGGAGAGAAUCGCCCCAUCAAAUGGUUCGCUCUCGAGGCACUGCAGGAGAAAAUAUUCUCCGAAGCAUCAGAUACGUGGGCUUUUGGGGUGUUCAUGUGGGAACUGUGCACACUGGCAAAGCAGCCAUACGCUGAGGUGGAUUGCUUCGAAAUGGAGCACUACCUGCGCGACGGGUACAGACUCUCGCAACCGCUCAAUUGCCCCGACGAGCUAUUUGCCAUAAUGGCAUACUGCUGGGCUCUUCUUCCGCACGAGAGGCCCACAUUUGACCAACUGGACGUCUGUCUGCAAGACUUCUAUUCCCAAAUUACAAAAUACGUGUGAUUUGAGCCCCACCAACUCCAUCGAGUAUUAGCAGAAUUUCUCUCAAGGCUGACCGUACAACCCGUAACAUGUGUUUGUGAUGUGCUUCUUCUUUGUGUGUAUUGUGUCCAUUUAUAGAAUUAAUCUCUCCCUCUCGAAAGGACCUGAAAAUCCUCUUUUCUCGGAAAAAUAAAUGUACAAGAUUUUUAAAAA
Messenger RNA from Lutzomyia longipalpis, 1845 nucleotides. It is a transcript of the gene dnt, whose product is annotated as tyrosine-protein kinase Dnt. NCBI's taxonomy places the organism in Eukaryota, Metazoa, Arthropoda, Insecta, Diptera, Psychodidae. The record is from RefSeq and is a predicted model, not a curated record. Gene Ontology annotation, molecular function: ATP binding; protein kinase activity. Gene Ontology annotation, cellular component: signaling receptor complex. The coding region runs from base 73 to 1653 and encodes 526 amino acids. The transcript has 3 exons. Gene Ontology annotation, biological process: positive regulation of kinase activity; protein phosphorylation; axonogenesis.